Messenger RNA from Larimichthys crocea (large yellow croaker), 14150 nucleotides. RefSeq names its product dynein heavy chain domain 1 (gene dnhd1). Lineage: Eukaryota; Metazoa; Chordata; Actinopteri; Sciaenidae. Gene Ontology annotation, molecular function: ATP binding; dynein intermediate chain binding; dynein light intermediate chain binding. Gene Ontology annotation, cellular component: inner dynein arm; sperm flagellum. The record is from RefSeq and is a predicted model, not a curated record. The coding region runs from base 111 to 13742 and encodes 4543 amino acids. Gene Ontology annotation, biological process: flagellated sperm motility. The transcript is spliced from 44 exons.
GUCAGGUAAGAAAGUCACACAAAAAUUCCAGGAAAGUCCUAAUGUAGCCUGGCAAAACAAAGUUUCCACUACCCAAACCUGCUAAUGGUAUUAACAGAGAGAUCAGCAGCAUGUUCGCUGCCCCUUCAGAGGAAAGAUCCCAUGAUGGAGCUUCUCAUACCUGUGGUGAAAACGUUACUAAGCCAAGAUCCAAGGUUAAGAAAAAGGCCACCUCCCCCAAAGUAACUUUACCACCUCUAUGCCGGGAGCCACCUUCUCUCUCAGCAGCCUUUGUGGCCAGGCCUCUGUUCAAUUGCACCCCUGUCCUCAGAAAUGUCCCCUUUGAUAGACCUUUAUCUGUUGUGGAGCUCCCUCAUCUUAUAGCCCAUGUAGGACCUGGAAAAGCUGCAGAUGACACAAAAUGGACAGAAGGGCCUCGACUAAUGGCCUCAGCAUUAGGUACCCACAUCCCUAUCAGAACUGCUGAUGAAUCAACAGCACAGAGUCUUACGGGGGAAGAUGAAUCCAUAAAAGUCACAACAUGUAUGGAUAAAAAGAUAACCACUGUGAAAACUGGGAACGUGACCAAACCCAAUAAAGUCCCACUCACUGCCACAGAGUUAGUUCAUAUCUUUGCCAAGAAAAGAGAGCUGGGAGAAUUUGAGUUUUAUUACCUGAAAGAAGUGGAUGGGGACUCUUACAGACCAUAUGACCUGCGAGUGGUCCAUUCCAGUGAAGCUGGAUCUGAGCACUACAUCUUCUCCGCUAAUUCUGUACUGCAUGUCACAGAAAGGGGUUAUGGUGGAGUUGUCAGUCUGGAAGAGUGGCAAAGAGAGUUUACAUUGUGGACAGCUUUGCAGGAGAUCCCGUUUUUCAGGGACUUCAGACUAAGGAAAGCUUUCACAAGGUUGCAUAGAAAUGUGCACAAAGUAAUUUUUCGACGCAAGUGUGAGGAUCUGCAGGGUAUGCUGAUUAUAGCUGUACCUCAAUUCAGAAAUGCUCUUUUUGUGUUCACCAGAAUUGUUGAAGAACUAAAAAGGACACACCGUCUACCCCAGGAAGAGUCUAGAACCUACACAUUGCUGGAAUUCAAGAACAUACUGAUCACCAUGAAUCAAGAGUGUCUGCAGAUGUUGAAGAAGUUAUCACAGUAUCGUGCUGUCAUCCUAAAUGAGGUGAAAGAGAACAGUUACAAGGCACACCAGGAGCUGCAGCUGCACAUGGAAUAUGCUAAAAAGCCAAAUGAAACUCGUGAAUCCAUUCACCUCCACCUGGCUCACCAGAAGGAGCUAAAGAGACAGUUGGCCUCGUCUGAAAGCACCCUCCAGAAAUUGGGCAACUUUGCUGCUCUCAUCAAUCAAAUAAUUACACAGAGUCUCGUCACGAUCAUCAAACAAGAUGUCACUUCUUUCCUCAGCAAUGUUUUGAAGAGGGAGAAAUAUCAGCAGUGCUGUCUCUUCCACACUGAGCUGUGUUUCAGUGCUAGUAGUCAGCUGACUGUGGACCCACCAGUACAUCUGUUCCAAGAAGCAGUGAGUGAAGCACUCCUGACUGUUGGUGACUCUAUAAUUCAGAUGUGUGAUACUUGUGGAUUCUUCCUAGAGGACAGCAACAGUGUCUUCACCUCUACUUUUGAUCAGGAUUUAAACUCUCAAUUCGGCUGUCUUGAACAUCCUACUAUUACAGAGAAGAAUAAGAACAAAGAUGAAAUGACCCCAGAUACCAGAAUGUCUUGCUGUUGGAGAUUGAUUGGAGAUUGGUCAUCUCACUGGCUGGUGGUGCCUAAAAAGCCCUUGCUAAUGGUGCAAGGAAAUAGGGUGCAUGGCCACUACUAUUCCUUUCCCAAGGCCCAGCUUGAGUGGCAGAUCAACAUUAAUGAUGUGACAACACAAGCUGAGAAAGAGCAGGCCAAAAUCAUGCAGGAAGCUGAACUAGAAAUCAAGCAGCUGUGUGAGAGGUACUCAUGGUUGAUAGACAUCCAUUUGUUCAUUGGCCAAUGGGGUCGAGCCUCCUUGGAAUCCAUGAUGGGUCAGCCUGCUUUAGUGUAUGAGGAACACAUACAGAAGAUACGCCAAUGGACCGAAAAAAUCUACACAGUCCCCUCAUCAAUCUCUACCUCCAACCAACUAUUCAUCAUCCAGUGUACCAGUAUAAAGGAAACUCUAUGGCAAAAGCUGAAGUUCAUUGAGGAGGAAGUUCUAGAGCAGCUUGUUGAGCAGAUAAAGCUACACUCAGAAAGCCUCAUUUUGGAUUUGGAGCGGGCUACUGCUGAACUCAAGACAGAACCCGAAGACUUGCGUGACCUCUCAAAAUACGCUCUUAUGGUGAGAGGGUCUGUGAAAAUGUUGGCCGAUGCAGAGAAACGUCUGGAGUACAUACACUCCCUCCAGGACACUAUUUACAUGAACUUUAGGAAGAUGACUGAACAGGAGAUGACUUUGGAAAAAAAGAUGCUGGACAUGUGGGACUGCGUUAUUCCCCUCUUGAAGCAAGCAGAUAGCAUUGUGUGCCACCGUCUCCCUUCAAUGGCUAAUGCACUGAACACAAUGUUCUCAUUUUUGGGGUAUGACCUUAAAAAUGUUGUCUCUAAAAUUACAUCUGGACCAUUCCUUGACCCAACCCAGAAUGCAAAAGAGAUGGUCUCCACACUGAACCACAUGUAUGCACAUGUGCACAGUCUCAUUGCAAAACUGGAACAGCUUAGUACAAACAGUCAAAACCUACAAGAACAUCCAAUGGAUAUGACCAUUUUGACAUCAGAUGUUAAGAAGGCUAAAGCCCGUAAAGACCUGUGGGAGCUGAUAGCUGUAUACACAACAUGGAUGGAAGAAUGGAAACAGCAGUUUUUCAGUGAGGUCUCAGUGUUACAAGUUCAAGGAAAAAUUACCAAGUGGAAGGAGGAAGCUCUAUCUCUAACAAGUAUCAUACCUACCCAUGAUGCUGUGCUGGAGAAGACUUUAGGAAUCCUGGAAACUUUAAACCAUCAGCUUGCAGUCAUGGCUAUGCUGCAGAGCCCCACACUCAAACAUAAACACUGGAAAGCUAUUUUUGAAGGCAUGGGCCUACUGUAUAUCCCGGAGAAGAAGGUGACUGUUGCUGAACUGUUGUCUCAACAACCUGAAGUUGACCAGAAACUAAUUACCAAGAUAUGCUGGGAUGCACAAGCAGAGUAUAACAUGGGAAACACCUUCCAAAAGCUUCGACAGGGAUGGAAAGCUAGACUCUUCCAGUUGGACAAAUUCACUCUCCCUGUUUGGCACCUUUGUGAGCCACAAAAUGGAUUGACAGAGCCAGAGAAGCCCCCAGAGGACACUGUUUCAAAUCUCCAAACUGCCAGUCAACCCGGCUGUAAUGAUGCAAGAUUCACGAUUAUUGGUCUGGAAAUACAUUUUGCUGAGACAGAGAAUGACUUGAUGACUCUGUCCAACAUGUUGAAGUCCCCAUACAGUGUGGACUUGAGGCUAGAGAUGGAAGAUUGGGUGCAGUCACUACAAGAUCUUGGGAAGCUGCUUGACUUAUUUGAAAGAUACCAGAAAAUGUGGGCCUUUCUGACCAAGAUGUUCCAUGAAAACCUCAGUAUUCAGAGAGUGGAUUUGCUGGAACAAUUCCAACCAGUUGAUGAGACAUUUAAGGAAAUUAUACACUCUGUAUUGAAUAAUGCGCGUGUAUUGAACUUUGUUUAUUCCAAGAAGACACAUGACAGAUUUUAUGGCAAUAGCCUUUGCCACAUUCUCAUUGAUGGUCUGUCUAUAAUGGAAGGUAUUUCCAAUCAGAUGGUGGACCUCCUGGAUGGCCUCUGUGAACAGUUUCCAAGGCUCUGUUUCAUGAGUGAAAGGGAAGUGAUACAACUACUCUCCUUUUGCCCAACGCCUUUCACACUGCAAUCCUUUGUACGCAAAUGCUUUAAAGAGGUACACUGGCUUGAAGUGGAUUGUGAAAUACGAUCGCAAACAAGAGAUGUAAAGAGCUGUGGGGCUACAUCUCAAAGCCCCAGACAGAAUGUGAUGGGGUUUUUUGGCAGCUUCCACGAGCACAUUACCUUUCUGUAUCCUUUGGAACCAAAUCUCAAUGCUUUGGUUUGGCUUCGUGUCUUUGAGAAACAAUUAAAGUUGACCAUGGUACACCUCAUGAAACAAUGUUCUGUUGUGCAAAACCAGCUUGAACCAUCCAGUCAAGAUUUGACAUGCUAUGAGAAAGUUGGAGACACGCUGCUCCACAUUGCUGACAGAAGGAAAACCGCACUACCUCUGCUAGACUUGUUGUCUGAAUAUCCUCUUCAGUGUCUGCUGGUGACUGAGGAGGCAGUUUGGUGCAAGGUUGUUCUACAAGCUUUCCAAGAAUCGAGCCCAGUGAAGUUGAGCAACAUAAAAGCAUACAACUCUGCAAAACUGCAAAGUCUUGGCUAUUCAAUAAGGGAUGGAGUCACAGGUGUUAAAAGUGAAUCUCUGGUUUCUAAGUAUAAGAUGAUGUGUCUGCGUGCUUUAGUGCAACUUACAAUGAAUCAUGCACAGCACCUAUCUCGACUCAUGGAGGUACAAAAUGUACCUCUGGAGUCAUCUUUUGAGUGGAUAAGCUUGAUGAAGUAUCAUAUAAACUCAGAAGAUUGGAGUUUGAAGGGCAACAAUGAUCCAACAUGUUAUGUAGAUGUUCUGGGCCAUCAACUCCAAUAUGAUUAUGAGUAUUUUGGUCCAGAAGAUUGGGUGAUGGUGCAUACUCCGUCCACAGAUCGGGCAAUACUGGGGAUUCUCCUUGCUCUGACAAGUUACAGAUGUGGGUUUGUGAGUGGACCUUGCAUAUCUGGAAAAAAAAAGACAGUGAUCCAGUUAGGAAAAGCUCUGGGGCGACAGGUUGUCAGUGUACUGUGUUGUCCAAGCACGAGACCCAGUGUUGUUCAGCGGAUGCUGUUGGGUGCCCUCCAGACUGGAGCAUGGCUUCUGCUGGACUCUGUGGACUUACUUACUCAACGGGUCCUGUCGUCACUGGGACAGCAUCUAGUAGACAUUUACCGAUUCUUCUCUGACUUAACAAGAAAUGAGAAUCAAAGAGUGAAUGAGGGGCCAAAGGACAGGACUGCUGAUGGGGUCACAAGGUGCAAAAACUUUGUUGAUUCCGAAGGCCAUAUGGUGCUUGCAGGGAAAAGCAUUCAUGCCAGUCUAAGCUAUGGAUGUGUUGUUAUCUCAUCAAAAGGAUAUACAUCCGAGGUUCCAGAGGAUCUGAGAUAUGCAACCAGACCAGUUGCAUUAACCCAUCCAGAUUAUAGAAUCAUUGCAGAAGUAAUGUUGACUUCCAUUGGUUUCUCAGAGGCAAUGUCUUUAAGUAGACGUCUAGUGUCCCUCAUCAACCUGGCCAAGGAUUCCCGCUGCCUGCCUGAUUUCAUCAGUGAUGACCUGGGCUGCUAUUUUACUGUCUUGCAAAAGAUCAUCUCCACCUCUGAAAUACACUUACAAGAAAGUAUAAAGCAACGAGAAAUUUCAGAUGGGGCUAAAGGAUCAGCUGAACUGACUGAUCUUACGUCUUCACAAAAUGUGACUGCCGGUGUUGAGAAGGAUAGAAAAGAAACCGAAAAGCCUUCUAGGCUGCACAGUUCUCAUUUGGCAAUUAUACAGGCAUUAAUGGAGGAGACAGCCAUUGUCAAAGCAAUUCUUUCUGUCUUAUUACCAGUUCUUUAUGAGCACAAGAAAGCCUCACAGUUCUAUAUCAUUUUCAAGGAAGAAUUCCCUUUAGCCUGCCAGUUUCCUCUUUCCCAGCAAUGCAUAGAGGAAGAAGAAAAGAACCAACUUCAAGAUGCAAUUACAGAAGAAUUACAAAGAAAAUGGUUUCACACUGAUGCUGAAACAAUUUGCAAUGCUCUUACACUCUACCAGACCAUGAAAUUCUCUCAGGCAGUUAUGCUUAUAGGGCCCUCAGGUAGUGGAAAGACAACCUGUUACUGUGCUCUAGCUGAAGCACUGAAUCAUCUGGCUUCCAAGGCAGUGAAUGUGGAUGCGUUUGAAAAUGACAAUAUGAUUGAAAGAGAUACCACCCAGGCCAAGCCACAGAUCUCUGUCUCAACCUGGAACUCUGUUAACACAGUGGCCUUAUUUCCGAAUGCCAUGUCCUACGAAGAGGUAUUUGGCUAUGUCUGUGAAAAGAAAGGAUGGCAAGAUGGAGCUGUUGCAAAUGUGCUGAGAGAUUCAGAACGAUAUGGACCAAUAAGUUCUCCAAUCUGCAACAAGAACAGUAAUCAGAUGUCCAUAGUGAAAUGGCUGGUAAUGGAUGGGGAGCCUGUGGGGCACCCCAGUUGGUUAGACUACUUAACCACACUUUGCAGUCCCGAGGAGCCAUUUCUCUGCCUGUCAUCAGGUGAAACACUAUCAUCUCAAUCACACUUUAAGCUACUUAUGGAAAUAACUGACCUACGUGAUGCAAGUCCCUCUGCAGUGAGCUGUUGCAGCCACGUUUAUUUCACAGGUACUGAUCUGUGGAAAGCUGUAUGGAAAAGUGAAUUGGAAGCUCUCUCUUCUGAACAGAAAUUGGAUCAAGAAACCCUGAAAGUGUGGACUCGUCUGGCUGAAGAUCUUUUUUCCAGCACUCUUAGUUUGCUCAAGCAACAUGCUUUAAUCUCUGCAAUCCAUAGAAAAGGAGAAACCCUUAUGUAUGGACUGCAAGAAAUCAUGUCAUUCGUUCAGAUCCUACGUGCCCUUCUACAUCAUUUUCGGAAGGAAGUGGAAAAAGCUGAGGCAAUACCAUUUGAUAAAAGAGAUGCAUAUACAGCUGGCACAGAUCCCAAAACCAAACAAGAGCUGCUGCCCAGGAACCUUUUUCUGGUGGCUUAUAUUUGGGGAUUUACAGGACAUCUGCAUCCUCGACACUGGGGACAAUUCGACUUACUAGUGCGUGAAGUGCUGUAUGCUUGCCGAUACAAAAUUGAGAUUCCUGAUGAAGAGAGUGUGUUUGAACACUUUUUUACCACUGACUGCAAGUUUUGCCCCAAGAACACAAUGUUGAUGAAUUCCAUCCCUCCCAAGUAUCAGAAACAUACCUAUCUCCUGAACCUCAUGCUGGAGGCAAACCAACCGGUGCUGCUUGCAGGAGAGCCCUGUUCUGGAAAAACUACUCUGUGCAAAACUUUGCUGAGUUUUGAUAAGCCACAUAUUAGCCUACCAGCCAGUCCACUUCUGAGCUCAAGAGACCUACGCACUAUACUGAAUAACAUCACCUGCCAGAAGAAUUCUAAAGAUACGAUGGGUUUCAUGAAAAAACAGCCACGACUGCUUCUUUUUGUGGAUGAUUUGCAUGAAGCCUCCUGUGAUGUCUUUGGGAAAACCUCAACAGCUCUUGAGACGCUACGCCAAAGUAUAUCAAAGGGAGAGAUUGUAACAUUUGAUACCUACUACCUCAAGUUACUGAGUUCUGCGUCCAUCAGCUACAUGGCUACCAGUUGUCUUUUUGGAUUUGACAAUCACCACAGAAAUGUGAUAUCCUCCAGGCUUUCACGCCUGUUCACAAUCUUUGUGCUCCCUAGCUUAUCUAUGGAUGUUAUAUUGUCUAUCCAUUCUCCUCGGCUAAAGAUCUGGCUUAAAGAUAUGCCAUUUAAGCAUAGUAGUGAGGACAUGGCAAGUUGUAUCAUCACGGCAACUACAAAUCUGUAUCAUGCGGUAUGUAACCAAUUCCAGCCUAAUGCACAGAGGCCCCAUUUCAUAUUUUCCCAGCAUGACCUUCAGAAGGUGUUUUCAGGGAUGUGCCUGUGGCAGCCUAGCAUUCUAAACACAGGGAAAAUGCAGAAAAGGGAAGAUUCACUGCCUGGCUUUCCUCCAGUCCUGCCAGGACCUGCAGCAUCCAUUCUUAACAUAGUGCAUCUUUGGAUGCAUGAGUGCAUGCGUACGUUUAGUGAUAAGCUAUGCUCUGAGGAUGAAAGCAAUACUCUUGUAUCACUGAUAGCCAAGACAGCAAGAACGCAUUAUGGAUUUAGAUUGCUUGAUGAAACCCAGCGUGUUGGUUUCAAUGACCCACCCCCUGUCACAAGCCUUGCUAUUCACAACAUACCUGUGGGCACAGAAGGCACCUUUAAGCCAAUACGUCAGGGUCUAGAUACACUAGAUCUACCUAAAGAACCAAAAGCAGUGGACCAGUCAGACCUAAAGAAAGGAUAUACAUUGACUGAGCUGUCCCUUCUGUCAGAAAACUUUCACUUGGACGAGGCAAGCCCAAAAACUCACCCUCUGCAACCCGAGGUCCUUCAGCAUAUGGAGGGCAUAAUGACUAAGCUUGUUUAUGGCCCUGAGGUCUCUGAGGCCCUAAAGUCAGUGAAUAACCAACAUAAUUUUAGAUGUAGGUUUUCAUAUCACGACCUAGACCUUGAUGCACUCCUGCAGGAGCUCUGUGCACUCAUUGACAGAAAAGAGGAAGACAAGGUUGAUAAUGACUACAACAUUUCAACCAGAUACAUUGUACACAGACAGAGGGUGAGUCAGUUGUUACAUAUCCUCAGGGCAUUGCUUAUACCUGGAGGUCAUGGAGUUCUGAUUGGUUCAGACAGAAGCACAGGUCGUAAAACCACUGUGCGUUUAGCUGCAUAUUUAACAGGCUAUCAGUUGAUAGAGGUACAUCCUGGUAAUGAGAAUAAGUUGCAUGAAAUCCUAAAAGAGGCUGGGAAUCAAACUAGAGUGGAUGGAGUUAAUGUCGUCAUACUAGUCCAUGAAGGAAUUAGCCUGUCUGUCAGAGAAGAACUAUUGGUGGCGAUGGCCCACAGAAUCUACCCAGGACUCCACACGGAAGAGGAGUUAAGAAAUCAUGUUUCCAGAGUGACUGCUGUGAAGAACUCAAGAAAAUACAUUAAGGACAGUUGGAUGUUUGAGAAGUACUUGAGCCAAAUCCACAGAAAUGUACAUGUUUUCCUGUUGCUCCCCCUCACCAUGUCAGAGAGCAGUGAGCUACCUGCCAGCAAUGAAACACAUGGACUAAAUGCACAGCUGACCAAGGCCCUGAACUUCAGUUGCUGUGUGGAGGUGUACCAGCCUUGGUCCAGCCAGUCUUUAGUGGAGGCUGCUGCUCAGUGCCUCAAAUCCAUUGCCCACAAAAUGGAGCAAGAAGGAUCAGUGGACAGCCUGUCUGUGGCUAUGGCAGGAAUUCAUCAAUCUGCUUGUCAGUAUGCUUCUGUCCUUCUAAGAGCUCAGCCGUUCAGCCCUCAGACUUAUAUGGAGUUAAUUGCCCACUUUGACUACCUCUGCAACCAUCUGCACAAGCAACAGCAGAGCCAAGCUAACAGAGUGGCCACAGUUCUGUCUCAUCUGGAUGCCAUAAACAACACAGCUGUGCAGUGCAAACAGCACUUAAAAAAACUGCAAGAGAAGGUUUCUGAGACGCAGCAGCGUGAGGAGAAGCUCCUCGGAGCUGUAGAUUACCAGAGGAGGCUGUUAAAGGAAGCCCAGAAGGCAUGUGUAGUCGAGAAAAACAACUUGUGUCAUCUGGAAGAGCAAAUAAAUCACGCUCAGGAGCAGGAGAGACCUAUGUUUCUGUCAGGCCUGAAGAUUCUUAGUUGUCUGAAUCCAUCUGACCUGGAAGAGGUACGCCACUACAGAGAGCCACCUGAUGGAGUGGUGAAAAUCAUGGAUGCCAUUUGUUUGCUGUUUAAUCGUCCACCAGGCUGGGAGAGCGCUAAACAGCUUCUUGGACAAUCAAACUUUUUUCAGGAAUUGGAAUUUUUUGACCGCUACACUCUGUCACUGUCAAAAGAACAGCUACAGCAGCUCGGCCUGAUAGUUCAUAGUCCCCUAUUUGUGCCAGAGUCUGUGCGAGAGGUGAGCAAGGCCUGUGAGUCCCUGUGUCGAUGGGUCCAGGCUGUAUAUGAGUGCUGCUGUAUGCAACACCAACUGUUGAUCAAGCAACAAUUGGAGGUGCUGGCCAAAGAGACACACAGGAAACUGCAACUAGCCAAGCAGCACAAGGAGGAUGCAUACCGUCAUCUCGAGGAUGUCGAGCUUCAGCUGCAGCUGAUACAAAAGGAACUGGAAGAGCAACUGCUGGCGCUGCACACAACUGAGAACGCAGAAAGAGAAGCUACUGCAGCUGUAGAGCAGUUGGGGAGACAUAUCAAAGACUGGAGGGAUGCUGCACAGGAAGCAGAGUUAAAUAACCAGACUUUACCAGGAGAUGCCCUUAUAUUGGCUGCAAUCAUUGCUUACUUAGGCCCCUUUGGGCCUGAUAUACGUACAGAACUGCUGAGCAAGUGGAGGGAGCUAUGUCAGACAGGACACAUCGACAUAAACCCCACAGACCCCAGAACCUCCCUGUUUACACAGUCUGACACUGCAACUUCCUACCCCAUUCUUGGUUUUCCCAUACUUAUGUCUGAGAGGCUACAGCGGCCUCUGGGUCAGGCAUUAGGAAUGCUCCAGGACUCUCCAUCUGACAGAAUGGUUAAAAAACUGCUGUUGUGGGGCUGCAGGAGUGCCUGGGUUCAGUGCUGGCCUCUACUGGCAGACACCCAGCAACAUCUUGAUAUAAACUCUCAAAGCAUCACAGGAGAGAAGGCCAGCCUUGAGAAGGAAGCACAGUGCGGGAUGGUAGUUUCUGCUGAUGAUCCAGAGCUGUUGGAUAAGGUGGACCAGGCUGCAGAGAAAGGUUUGAGAGUUCUCAUAACUCAUGUGGAACGUGCAAUUUCAAGCCCUCAGUUUUUGGCCAGAUUGGCACGCCCUGAUGGAUGUCCCCUUCCAGGGCUAAAACACCAUUUUCAGCCGACCCACCCUAAAUUCUGCCUCAUCCUUAGCACACAUCUGCCUGUCCGACUGCUUAGUAGUGAGAUCCAUCAAUCCAUCUUGGCUCAAGUACACGUAGUUGACCUCUCUCUGAGCUCACAAGAGAUCCAGGAGCUGAUGCUGACACAGCUGCUGCAGUCUGAAUGUAAAAGCCUGCUGACUCAGCACUUGCAGUUGCAGAAUGACAAGCAGUUGCUACAAGAGAAACUGGUCUCAGAACAGGAUGCACUGAUGGACUACAUCCUGCAGUCUAACACCUCAUUGCUACAGGACCCUGAUUUUCUUCCCUGUGUGGCUGUUCAUCAAAAAGCUAUGAAGAAACUGCAGGCUGAGAUCCAGCAGCUGAGUGAGGAGCUGGAGUACCGCGAGUCCCUUCUGGCUGUGCCCCAACAAUUAAUAAGACUGGCUGCUGCCCUUUACCAGGCUCUGCAGCAGGUGUCUCGUCUUUCUCCUGCCUACUACUUCUCCCUACGUGGCUUCAUCACAGUUAUGCAAGAGGCCUUUACUGAGAAUGGCAGGCCAUUAGAGUCAUGUAACAUUGGGAAAGUGCCAGGGGGAAUAAUACCAGAGGUCACAAACCGGAUGGUAGCCCAGCUGCUGGUGCAAUACAGGCCUUGUCUCAUCAAGAGCCAUGUUGCUGUUCUGAAGCUGCUGGUGUCUGUGGCUCUGCUCCAGCACAACAAACUCUGCACUGAUGCUGAGAGGUUGGCUUUUCUCAGGGGCCUUCAAGACAUAGAGCAUCCUGUCAGUAGAGUGAAAUGCUGUUCGCCUCACCACACUGUAUCACAGUCCACUAGUGCUCUGCCAAGCUGGAUACCACCUCAUAUCCACUCAGAGCUGUUACGCCUGGAGAAAAUCCCAGCCUUCAGGGGGUUGAUCGCUUCUCUCUCCACUUGUCCCAUGCAGUGGCAGGAAUACCUGCACUUCCCUUCCUCCUCUGUAGCAGGGGCUGUUCCAUUUCGCUCUCACUCCCAUCUGUCACUGCUACAGCGGGCUCUGCUCUGGAAGACGAUGCUCCCAGAUUGCCUGGAGGGACUAGCUGAUACCAUGGCCAUCUACCACUUCAACCUUCCUGGACAGACAGCAGAGAAUGAGGCCCCUCACACUGGAAACCCAGAGGCCCUCUUGCGAUAUCUUGUCAAACAUGAGGGACCCAUCAUCCUUACAUUGCCCAGUUCAAAAGAAGAUAAGUGGACAAGCAUUCAGCCUCUUCACUUAAUAAACAAAUUAGCUGGAUGUGCAGCACAAACAAAUGAGGUUCAGGUGAAAGUCAUUUCUUUUGGGGCUCUAUGUAACACAAAGGCCAUUCUCUCAAUGCUGGACAAAGCUGUUCAUGAUGGCCACUGGUUGGUAUUUAACAACUGUCACCUGUUGGAACAAUGGGAUGACAAAGUAGUGACCCACCUCAGUCAGUUGAUCGCUUUCGGAGAGGAACGAUGCCUGCUUCACCCAUGCUUCCGAUUGUGGUUUAUAACUCAAGAACAUUCAUCAUGCUCCAUACCAGCUGCAGUGCGAAUGUGUGCCCUGCCUCUGGUCUGUGACUCUCCCUGGGAUCUGAAGGAGGAGUUGAGUUUCUCAUUGCAACAGGUGGUGUCCAUCAUACAGUGUCAAUCACUGUCAGGUGUCACAACAGAAAACAUGGAGCUCCUCCUCCGCUGUGCCAUCUUCCACUCUGUGUUACUGCAGAGACAGACCUAUAAAUACUUAGGUCAAGGGAUAAUCUACAAGUGGACUCAGGAAGACCUCUUGGCUUUGAUGGAUGCACACAUUUGCUUUGCUAGUCUCUGCCAUGACAAGACUAAAGCUUUGCAGUAUAUAGCAGUCAAUCUAGUGCACGGUGGUCAUGUACUAGACUCUGCAGAUUUGGAAGUGGUGGAGAGCGUUGCCAAGACCUGCCUCAGUAAAGUGUCACCUCUCCAGGGCAGUGGACCACACAUUCUCUCAAAUAUUAUCAGCAAUCCUGGCCACUUUGAUUUGUCAGUACUACAGCAGAUUUUGGAGCAGGAUCUUCAAGAUGCAGUGAACAUCAAUGACCCCCUUGUACUGGGCUUCAGUUCAGAUGUGGCAGCUAAGACCAUCAAAUUCCAUAGCCACAAUUUGAACAUACUAUUGCAGGCCUCACAGACUCCUUUAAGAACAGCAAGGAGUUUAUGCACUGAGCAGCUAGAGCAGCCCGCCACACUGCCAUCUUAUAGCCAUGCCAGAGACAGACUGCAGACCCUGAAGAGUUACCUUGCACAAAAGAAUGACAGCACAGAUAUAAAUGCAGGAUCUGUUUCUCACAGUCCCCUACGUGACUUCCUUCAGGCUGAGUGGGAUGAUCUCAUUGAUUCUGUGUCCUUGCUCCUCUCACAACUCCAACAGCCCGUUCGAUACAACACGCCGACCUUCGCUUCCCUCCUCAAGCUCACUGACUUGUCUCACUUUGAGAGAAGGGCAGAGUUGCUCAGUGCUUAUCUCUGGCACCACGACACUUCAGAUCCUCCUGAUGCCUACCGACUAUCUGCUUUCAGAAAUGCCAGAGGCUUUCUGGUGGCAGUGAUGAGACAGGCUGCUCAAGUGAAUCUCAAAUAUAUCAGCGAUAUAUCCCUGCACUUUCAGGUUCUGAGUGAAGGUACAGACGCAGCCUCAUUUCCUCUGAAUGCUGUGUAUUUGUGUGGCCUGGAGCUAAGAGGAGCAUCUUGGGAUACACAUCUAGGGGCCCUACAGGACACAGUUUCUCUGCAGCCAUGCUCACUGCCCCUUGUUUGUGUCAUGCCUGAAGUCAAGAGCACAAAUACUGAUACCUUCCCUUAUAAAGGAUCACAUUUAAAGGACAGCAGCAAUGUCCAGGUUGCACAAAGUUCUCCACUGAUUGACCCACAGUUACCACUCUAUGAAUGUCCACUCCAUCUUGAUGGAGAGCAGGAAAGUGGAAAAGAGGGACUGGCAGAUGUUAAUAUCAUCACUACGAUUCCCCUUCACACCCAGCUAAAUCCCAUGUUGUGUAGUUUGAGAAGGGUGAGGCUAGUGAGUGUGUUGAAGUGAAACCAACCUGGGUUUACCUGCUGAGAUGCACCAAACUGACAUUUAGAUGCUUUAACUACUUGAUUAAAAGUCUGUAUUAAGACUAUAUGAAGAAUCUUGUAAAUGUAUUUGUACAGUAUAAACUUCACCAAAAUGUAUGUGGCUUGCUGUUGCUGUAUGAUUCCUUUUCAUACUUAAUGUUUUGUAAUGUUUUGAAUUUUCAACUUGAUUAAAUUUUUUACAUGUUUAACAUCAAUUUACUGUAUAGAAUUUUAUAUGAUCCACCUGGUAUCAUUGUUGGGUGUGGUCUUGUGCACACAUAAACACACCUAGCAGUGAUGUCAUAACGUACACCCUGUAGUACACCUUUAUAUCAGCUGGUUUUCAGCUGGUGUUAAGUUCUUUUGAAAGUGGUUAAAAUGUUUAUGU